This is a messenger RNA of Eupeodes corollae, 694 nucleotides long. RefSeq names its product protein BUD31 homolog (gene l(1)10Bb). The record is from RefSeq and is a predicted model, not a curated record. Bases 143 to 577 code for a protein of 144 amino acids. Gene Ontology annotation, cellular component: nucleus; spliceosomal complex. The transcript has 2 exons. Gene Ontology annotation, biological process: mRNA splicing, via spliceosome. NCBI's taxonomy places the organism in Eukaryota, Metazoa, Arthropoda, Insecta, Diptera, Syrphidae.
GUCAGUGUCACUUUACUUCUCCUUACUUCAAUUUCCACGACCGUUGUUUGUUAUAAAAAUAAUUUUUACUUUAAUCUUUAAUUUCUAUUUUUCAUUUCAUUCUUUCGGACAUUUUGAAGUAAAUAAGAACAAUUUAACAAAUAUGCCCAAAGUAAAACGCAGCAGAAAACCACCUCCAGAUGGUUGGGAAUUAAUUGAACCAACAUUGGAAGAAUUAGAGCAAAAGAUGCGUGAAGCUGAGACAGAACCACAUGAAGGCAAACGUAUCAACGAAUCCUUGUGGCCAAUAUUCAAGAUUCACCAUCAAAAGUCACGAUAUAUCUAUGAUCUGUUUUAUCGUCGCAAAGCCAUUAGUCGUGAACUCUACGAGUAUUGCUUGAAGGAGAAGAUCGCAGAUCCCAAUUUAAUUGCCAAAUGGAAGAAAUCUGGCUAUGAGAAUCUUUGUUGCCUGCGAUGCAUUCAAACCAGAGACACAAAUUUCGGCACAAAUUGCAUUUGCAGAGUGCCGAAGUCGAAGUUGGAAGAGGGACGUGUUGUCGAGUGUGUGCAUUGUGGAUGUCGUGGAUGUUCUGGAUAGUUUUAUUUGAGAAAUAAAAACAAACAAAUUAAACUUCUUUUUUACAUUAAUUCUCUCAUUUAUUAAUAUGGACAGAAUAUUUAAUAAACGAAUUAGCUAAUUAAGAUUAUAUUCCUA